UCUGCCAAAUCGAAUCAAAGUAGUUAAAUGAGAAUUUAAAUAGCAGGAUAUAACCCAAGCUGAUUAUUUUUUUAGAGGUAGGCCUACUUCAUUUAUACUCAAAGACAUAUUUUAUUGAGCCUGAGAGAAGUUGAGGAGACCCAUGACAAACCUGACCAUUUCACACUUAACUUCGAUGUUGAAGAGGAAUACAUUUUUCCUCUAAAUUUUCCUGCAACAUUUUUGACAAAAGGAAACUGGACCAGUUGAGUCUUGAACAACCUGUUCUAUCAGUCAGGCAUCUGCAGAAAUAUGUCACGGACAGGUUUGGAACCAGAAGAGCACAUCCUUCAUAGCUGAAUGAAAACUCGAUUUCUUGAGACAUCAGAAUCAAGAUUGUGUUUCAUCAUUUCAACAAGCAUCGUCGUCAUGGCUGCCUCUCUCUUCAACUCCUCCUUCUCUGUGGUCUCCGCGGCCACCUCCUCCGCCUCGUCCGGCCACGCUCCGGAGCUGUACUGCCCGCUCAUGCAGAUCAUGCGUAGCAACACCACAGUGACGGCGGGCACGACGGCGGUGGUCUACAUCCACGGCCUGGUGUCCAUCCUGGGGAUCCUGGAGAACGCGCUGGUGCUGUGGGUGCUGGGCGUGCGCCUGCGCCGCAAGACGGUGGCGGCCGUGUGGGUGCUGAACCUGGCCAUGUCGGACUUCCUGGCCACGCUCACGCUGCCCCUCUUCACCCACUACCUGCACUCGGGCCACAGCUGGGAGCUGGGCGCGCCGCUCUGCUCCACGCAGGCCUUCGUCUUCUUCCUCAACAUGUUCGUGUCGGCCUACAUGCUGGCCGCCAUCUCGCUGGACCGCUGCCUGCUGGUGGCCCGGCCCGUGUGGAGCCAGAACCACCGCUCCGUGGCGGCCGCCUGGAAGGUGUGCCUGGCGGGCUGGCUGUGGGCGGCGGCCAACGCCGUGCCGUACAUCCUGUUCCGCUCCGUCAUACAGCAGGACACCGGCCCCAAGCUGUGCUACCACAACUUCGCGCGGUACUCCUCGCCAAAGCGGCUGGAGCGGGACUGCGAGGUGCGGCAGGCGGCCACCGCCGUCUCCAAGGUGCUGCUGGCCUUCGUGGCGCCGCUGGCCGUCAUCACGGGCAGCUACCUGUACUUCGGGCUCAGCCUGCGGGCGCGGCACCGGCGGCGGCUGCGGGAGAACAGCUGCGUGGGCCUGGCGGACAGCGGGGGCUCUGCGGCACUCACCGCGCUCAAGCUCUCCGCCAAUGUGGCGGCCACCUCGGAGCGGCUGUCGCGCGGCUUCACCAAGAUGGUGGCGUCCGUGAUCGCGGCGUUCAUCCUCUGCUGGGCGCCCUACCACGUCUUCUGCCUGCUGGAGGUGGCUGCCCCGUACCGCCGGUCGAUCCGCUUCACGCUGAUGGUGCAGAAGGGCCUGCCGCUCGCCACCACCUUCGCCUUCCUCAACCCCGUGCUCAACCCCAUCAUCUACGCCUUCAGCUGUCCGCACUUCUGCUCGCGCAUCCGCCAGAGCCUGUCGGCGCUGCUGGAGGGGCUGGUGGAGGAGGGCGGCCCUGUGUCGGUGGCGGGGGGGCUGGUGAAGAGGAGGCCCACCAACAGGGCGGGCGGUGGUGGCAGCUCCUUCUCGAACACGCCCUGCUCCCCGACCACGCCCAGCCUGCCCCGGCACACCCUCUCCCCGCAGGGCUCCGUCAACGGCUGCAGCUUCCAGAAGUGUCCCCCGGACGACACGCACACGGAGAGGUUUCAGACGUGCCCGUUUCAGGACACGGCUGCGGACAAUGGAUCUGUGAAGUUCCUCUCACACGGCACGUCUCCUUCCUCGUCGUAGCAAAAGACUGAAGGUUUGUCUAUCAGCUGAAGCUGUCGACUGCUGGGGUGUAGAAGUGAACUGCCAGACGAGUCAUAAGUAUUAGUGUCAGUCACUGACUUUGUCAUACCGCACUGAAGUUUCAGGCACACCAUGGGAUUAUUUUUUUUGUUUGAAAAAGGAAUAAUGUGUUCUGUCAAACGUUAUCGCUUUUAAAUUAUGGCUUUAUCAAGGUCUGUUGUGCAACUGUAUGCCUGCCCCACCAUGCCUUGCCGGUCCCCCACCCCUGCCAGACACCCACACACACACAUACUCUUAACUUCACUCAUCCACGUAGAAUUCACAGUCCCUCUGGAUUGCAAUAGAGUGUGUCGUAAUUUUGAGGAUAUUAAAGAGAGGAGAUCAGCGCUAAAAAUCUGUAAUCCGUUUCAGAUCUGCAUGUGCCCAUAUUCUUUUUUUUUCUUACGUCGUCUACAUUAUGUUGUGUGGUGGUCAUCUCCCUACUUCCCAUCCCAGCCUCUCUCCCACGUUCUCAUUGUCUCUCUCUCCCCCUCUUCAAAACAGACUGGAAGCACCAAAAUGUUAUCCUGGCAAGCCAGACUAUAGUAUGAAAUGAAUAGGCUGGCCCCCUCGACUGAUGAAGAUGGAAGUUAUGGUGGAACCAACGGUUGGCUUUCAGACUGCUUAACUGCACAUAAUAGGCCAGCACAUUUGAGUCCAUCCCCAAAGAGUCUGACAGAUUCAAACAGAAAAAAACAGAUACACAAAUAGAGCAUUGUGGUUGGAGGGCAGAUUUUGUGACCUUCUGGAUUAACUCCUAUGGUGCGGUGCUAGAGCAACCGGCUGCCGGGCAGAAAUAUGGCCUGUUCUACCGCUAGGGUAGCUAUCCAAACACAAACAUCACAAGUCUUCUAAAAGUAACUAAUAAUCAGCACAGCAAAAGCUCAUACUGUAAACCUGGAACCCACAUCGAGAGUGCCCUAUGAUCUUAAACACAUUUACAAGAUCCCAUUACAGUGACGUCACACUUUUCCUUGUUCUAAAUGCCACGGACGUCAGGCAGGCCUACACAUCUUUAGCAUUUCUGACUGCACCACCCAUGUGACUUCCAUGUUCCAAAAAGCAUUUCAAAGGCAGAGUCUAACUUGGCAUGUAAAUUAGUUCUUUUUUGAGCUAUGGAUGAGCCAGUCAAGGCAUAUCAGAUAGACCACCACUUCCCUAGAAGCAUGGUAGAGAUUAGCAUUGUGGGCUGGAAGGGAAGAGAUGUGGGGGCAUUCCUGACACGCUUUGGAUGGCACUGACUGUACUAUGGCAGUUAAAAUGUAGCAAUUAAAAUGCACCUUUUUCGCAGUUAAGGGUGCAUAUGUGUUUAAAGUGUUUAAAGUGUGUGUUUAAAGUGUUUUUUUUCUCACGCUUCAGUUCUUCAAUUUUCACCAAGUGCCCUUUCAGAGCCGAUAGCGCUUGUAAAUUUUUCACACAAUCGCACAACACCAUCAGAACUCAAAAAAUGCUUUUCAUCAGUAAGAUUAGCCUACACAUUUUCACAUUUAACCUAGACUAGACAACUUGAAACAAUUUUAAUAUGUUCAUAUGCUUUAUUUUUGUAUU
Molecule: messenger RNA, 3420 nt
Organism: Engraulis encrasicolus (European anchovy)
Lineage: Eukaryota; Metazoa; Chordata; Actinopteri; Clupeiformes; Engraulidae
Product: prostaglandin D2 receptor 2
Exons: 2
Coding region: 340-1833 (497 amino acids)
Biological process (GO): inflammatory response; complement receptor mediated signaling pathway; positive regulation of cytosolic calcium ion concentration
Cellular component (GO): plasma membrane
Molecular function (GO): G protein-coupled receptor activity; complement receptor activity
Source: RefSeq, a predicted model, not a curated record